AUGGAAGAGGGAAAUCACUCGGUGGUGACUGAAUUCAUUCUCUCAGGACUGACGGAUCGUCCGGAGUUGCAGGUCCCCCUGUUUGUGUUGUUCCUACUGAUUUAUGUUCUCAUCAUAGUAGGGAAUGGGGGGAUGUUUUUGUUGAUCACGAUAGACCCUCGACUCCACACCCCUAUGUAUUUUUUCCUCAGGAAUUUGUCUUUCUGUGAUCUCGGCUAUUCCACACUAAUUGCCCCUAAGAUGCUGCAGAAUUUCUUAGCCGAGAGGAAGAGCAUUUCUCUCACUGCCUGUGCCGUGCAAAUUUAUAUCAGUGGUUUGUUUUCAGAUAUGGAGUGUCUCUUGCUGGCUGUGAUGGCGUAUGACCGCUAUGUGGCCAUCUGUAACCCGCUGCUCUAUACAGUCACCAUGUCCCGGCGGUUCUGUAACCAGCUGGUGGUUGGGAUGUGUGCUGUGGGCUUGGUAGAGUCAAUGAUACAAACGUGUCUGACGUUCCGGCUGUCAUUCUGUCGCUCUAAUGUCAUCAAUCAUUUCUUCUGUGAUAUGGCCCCAUUGCUAGCGCUCGCCUGCUCUGACACCCGCCUCAAUGAGACUGUUCUAUUGGCCUUCACAUGCUUGAUUGUAGUGAGCAGCUUUGUGACCAUCCUCCUCUCCUAUGUCUAUAUCUUCUCCACCAUCCUAAGAAUCCGCUCUAUUGAGGGCUGCAGCAAAGCCUUCUCCACCUGCAUUUCUCACUUGAUUCUGGUGGUCAUGUUUUAUGGCACAGCCCUUUUUGUGUAUUUACGACCCGUCUCCAGCUAUUCCAUGGACACAGACAAAAUGGCCUCGGUGUUCUACACGCUGGUGAUUGCCAUGUUGAACCCCCUCAUCUACAGCCUGAGGAACAGGGAAGUGAAGGACGCCUUGAGGAAAGCCACGAACAAACUCUUAAGCACUUCUUGA
Molecule: messenger RNA, 939 nt
Organism: Pelodiscus sinensis (Chinese soft-shelled turtle)
Lineage: Eukaryota; Metazoa; Chordata; Testudines; Trionychidae
Source: RefSeq, a predicted model, not a curated record